CGUCUAGAUCGUGCGUGUUGUUAUUAAUUGAUUUUUCGUGUCGUCAAUUUAUUACUGAAGUGAUUGUUACAGUUACGCGAAAUGAUUUUUGGAUACAGUUUACAGCAGAUUCAGUGCUUCGUAAAUUGAAAUCAAAUGUUAUAGUAAAUUCUAAAUUAGUGUCUGUUUGGGUUGUAUGAAAUAUAGAUGGGUAUAUAAAUGUGGUUUUGUGGUCGGUUGAAAGUGUCUGUAGUGAUUCAGACAUCGAGAAUGUCUGCAGAUAUGAUAUGGAUGCUGACGGUAAACUAAUUUUCUGGAAGAGUGGGUUAUGGGAGGGGGGGCCGCCCACCGUCAGGUGUGACACUUGUAAGAGACGACAGGUCGAUAAGAUGAGUGCUAAAACACUAGAGAAGCCUCAGGGUGAGUUAAAGAAGUUAUCGGAGGAGAGUCUCACGCGGCAGCCGGAGGAGGUGUUCGAUAUCAUAUGCAAGCUCGGAGAGGGUUCCUAUGGCAGUGUUUAUAAGGCAUUACACAAAGAGAGCGAGCAGGUGCUCGCGAUCAAGCAAGUGCCGGUGGACACGGACCUGCAGGAGAUCAUCAAGGAGAUCUCCAUCAUGCAGCAGUGCGAUAGCCCAUACGUAGUCAAAUAUUAUGGGAGUUACUUUAAAAACACGGAUCUCUGGAUUGUGAUGGAAUACUGCGGGGCGGGUUCGGUAUCGGACAUAAUGAGGUUACGAAAGAAAACGCUAUCGGAGGAUGAGAUAGCGACGAUCCUGUGCGACACGCUCAAGGGGCUGGAGUAUCUGCACCGGCGGCGGAAGAUCCACCGCGACAUCAAGGCGGGCAACAUUCUGCUCAACAUGGAGGGGCACGCCAAACUUGCCGACUUCGGCGUGGCGGGACAGUUGACGGACACAAUGGCAAAGCGCAACACAGUGAUCGGAACUCCGUUCUGGAUGGCGCCAGAAGUGAUCCAAGAGAUCGGGUACGACUGCGUGGCGGACAUCUGGUCGCUCGGCAUCACCGCGCUAGAGAUGGCGGAGGGCAAGCCGCCCUACGGGGACAUACACCCCAUGAGGGCGAUAUUCAUGAUUCCUACUAAACCUCCGCCCUCGUUUCGAGAGCCAGAUCAAUGGUCGCCAGAGUUCAUAGACUUCGUCAGUCAGUGCUUAGUGAAAAACCCAGAGGAGAGAGCAACCGCUGAAUAUUUGUUGACGCACGAGUUUAUAGGUAAUGCAAAGCAACCUAGUAUCCUCAGUCAAAUGAUACUGGAAGCGGGUGAGAUUCGCGAGAGCCAAGCGUACAGGAACGCAAUGAACGCGUGUAACAAAACAUUCGCUGCGGGCGGUGGGGGCGGUGGGGGCGGCGGGGUGGAGGCGUACAGCUCGGAGACGAUGAAGCAGGCGGGCACGCUGGUGCCGGCGCGGGACGGCUCGGCGGAGCUGGCCGCCGGGCUCGCCACCAUGGUCAUCAACGAGCCGCACGACCUCGCCACCAUGAAGCGGCACGACACGGACCCGCUGGACACGCACGCGGCGCGCUACCGGCCGCUGUUCCUGGAGCACUUCGAGCAGCAGGAGGCGGGGCGCGCGCCCCCCGCCCCGCCCGCGCCCCGCCCACCGCCCGCCAACGGCACCAAGCCCGCGCCCGACACGCUCAGCUCGGCGGUGGCGGAGCUGGCGGGCGGCGCGAGCGUGGGCGCGCUCAUCGAGUCGGGCAACUUCGAAUUCGUAAGUCAACUGCACGUCGUCUGUCUCGCGCACACGCCGCUCCUCGCGCCCCCUGUCGUACCUGUCGGAGGGCGAGCUGGAGGCGCUGCAGGCGCGGCUGGACGUGGAGAUGGAGGCGGAGAUCGAGCGCCUGCACGCCGCCUACGAGCGCAAGCGCCGCCCCAUCCUCGACGCCAUCUCGCUCAAGCGCAAGCGCCAGCAGAACUUCUAGCGCCCGGCCUGGCCCCCGCCCCCGCAGCCCCGCCCCGCACGGCAACAGAGCGCGUGACAGUCCCGCCCCCGCCGCACCCCUGUCACGUGACAGCUCCUACCCAGCUGGCGCCUGAGCGCGUGACAACCCUACCACAAGCAGCGACAGAGCGCGUGACAACCCUACUCAAACCAGCGUCAGAGCGCGUGACAACCCUGAUCCAACCAGCUCCCGAACGCGUGACAGUCCCGCCCCCGCCGCACCCCUGUCACGUGACAGCUCCUACCCAGCUGGCGCCUGAGCGCGUGACAACCCUACCACAAGCAGCGACAGAGCGCGUGACAACCCUACUCAAACCAGCGUCAGAGCGCGUGACAACCCUGAUCCAACCAGCUCCCGAACGCGUGACAGUCCCGCCCCCUCCGCACUCCUGUCACGUGACAGCUCCUACCCAGCCGGCGCCUGAGCGCGUGACAACCCUACCACAAGCAGCGACAGAGCGCGUGACAACCCUACUCAAACCAGCGUCAGAGCGCGUGACAACCCUGAUCCAACCAGCUCCCGAACGCGUGACAGUCCCGCCCCCUCCGCACUCCUGUCACGUAACUACUCCACACUCUUGUCACGUGACAACUCCCACCCAGCCCGCGCCCGAUCGCGUGACGCGCGCCCCGCAAACAUCUAUCCCGACCUGUCCGUUCACCUCUAUGAAAGAUUCCAUGGAAACUAAUAAAGUUUCUGCAAAACUGAAUUCCGAACCUACUUUAGAUAAACCUGAUCACGUGACUCCACCUACAUAUAAACAGACAAAACACCUCACUAUUAAUUCACCUAUUUCUGACAACAACGAAAUAUUACGUUCACCGCCCGCUUUUGAUCAAACCAAUCACGUAACUAUACUUGCCCCGCCCGUUUUCGAAUUGACGCAUAUUUCAGAAAUUCCACCUGCACUAGCAAUUCCGUUUGAUUUAACCGACCUGCCUUUAUGUCUCCCGUGUAAUCCCACUUUUGUCCCAUUUCCCAAUCCCACUUUGAUCUUAAAUCACAUAACUCCUCUGGCCAAUCCCACCUUCCCUUCGCAGAGCUCAUUCUGUUCCGUGCAUUCGACGCGCUCGCACGUCUGUCCUGUACACAAGCGAUAGUUGAUCGUGUGGUGAAAUUAAUAUAAAAUUAACGUUAUGUAUGCAAAUUCGCAUUCAAGAUUUUUUUAAUAUUAUUUAGAAAUACAAAUGAAUAUAAAACAUAUUGUAAUAAUUAUAUGAAUUGACAAGUAUACUAUGGGCGAUACUCUGUUACGGUCACAAAUAUGCAUUUUGUACGGUGUACGCGCGUUAUCCAAAUAAGUGAUUGUGUCGGUGCUUUUCACGUGAAAAGGUGCCAAAAAACGAAGUGAACCUUCGUUCCUAAAUCGUACCUUAACUUUGAUGCAUUUCAAAAUUUACCAAAAAGGCCAAAUUUUUCAAUUUUUGUAUCGGCCAAAUGCAUUUGUUCAUCUCGCGCAGGGGGAUGGAUCUCCCUUAGUAUUAAUUGAUGUAGUGUAAGUUGUUAUUAUAGAGUAGACUUUGAAUUGUAAGGACGCUGAAACAUAUCCUCGUAGUGUCGGCCUCGUUCCGCUAGAUGGCGCUCAUUGUAAGUAUUCAACUGUUGAAGAGUGAAAAAUUUGAAAAUUAUGAAUUUUGACUUAAUGUUUGGAGAUAAAUAUAUAAAUUAUAAACCAACCAAAAAGAAGACAUAUUUAAUCUAGAAAAAAAAAUGUUUUUCACACUUCAACAUGUUUCACCGCUAAAUAUUCAAGGUAUGUACGUAAUAAUUUCGUAUCCAAUAAUAAAUAUCCCGAGGUGCUAGUUUUGUAUCCACAAACCGGCGAGCGCCAUCUUGCGCUCAGUGUAUUUUCUAUUUCUAGUUCGACUCGGAGUCGUCGUGCGGCCGGAAGGAAAAUAUACGAAUGUGUAGCAUAUUAUAGACAUGACAAUAUUAUUGUAGAUAGAUACGGAUUCAGUUUAUUUUGUUUUGUUUUCGGUUCUGUAUGUUAGUUGAUUAGUUCCUUCGUUUGGAUCUCAAUGUCGUCUCGCAGGUGGUUGGGGUGACAGCGUUGUGUGGGGUAGCCUGAUUUAAAAAAAAUGCCUAAUUUUGGGUAAAUUUAGUUAUAUUUAUUUCUUAUAGCAAUGAUGAAGUAAAUUCUAUUGAAAUAAUAAUUAAUGAUAAUCUAGAAUGUAAAUUAUUUACUAGGUUGUUUUUUUUUUAAUAUAGUUGAAUUUUUUUUUUUUAUGGAAUCAAGCUCAAAAUAAUAUCAUUCAAGUCUGAAUGAUUUAAUGACGUAGUAUAAAACUGCAUAAAGCUGUUAUCCCAAGCAUAACAUAUUAUAAUUAGAAUAUAUGACUUCGGUAGUGGGUUGUGAGAUUCAGAAUUUAUUGAAAUGUAAAAUUUAUAUGCAGUUGACACGAUUUUUUGCUAUAGGCCACAGAUUUUUUAGCAAUAUGCUGUAAUAUAAAAUAUAUAUUAUGAUUGCGUUUUAGUGUAGUGUCUUUCAAUAGAACUUAACAUUUUUUUAUGAAAAUGAUAGCUUGAUAGUACAUUGUUGAAUAAGUUCUAUUGAAAUGAACUUAAAGUUGAUUUUCCAAUAGCCAAAUAAUAUACAGAAUAUGGUAUAAAUGUAUCAUUCGAAAAGCUUUAUUUGACAAAGGAAAAUCGACUUUGUAUGUUUGACCAAAUGGUUGACAUUAUAAGAAUAACAUGUACUAUGUACAAGUGCAUGUGGAUAGCUUUUGUAUUAAUACAAAUUACGUUUUUGUAUUCAAGUAACUUUACUUGAUAAUGUUUAAAUAACAAAGAUUUUGUACGAAACCUUUUAUUUACAGUGGGUUAGAUAUUGUCAUAUAGUAGCUUUUUUAUAUUGAAAUUUUAUAGAUUUUUUGAAGUGAAGACUUCUUUAGCGGCGUUGGGUAUAAAAUCUUAAACUCGCGUCAGGACACGUGGCCUGAUC
Colias croceus (clouded yellow) is the source of this 4882-nucleotide messenger RNA. It is a transcript of the gene hpo, whose product is annotated as serine/threonine-protein kinase Tao. Lineage: Eukaryota; Metazoa; Arthropoda; Insecta; Lepidoptera; Pieridae. The transcript has 11 exons. Gene Ontology annotation, cellular component: cytoplasm. The coding region runs from base 267 to 3041 and encodes 924 amino acids. Gene Ontology annotation, molecular function: protein serine/threonine kinase activity; ATP binding. Gene Ontology annotation, biological process: intracellular signal transduction; protein phosphorylation; regulation of MAPK cascade. The record is from RefSeq and is a predicted model, not a curated record.